Messenger RNA from Sycon ciliatum, 810 nucleotides. RefSeq lists its product as uncharacterized. NCBI's taxonomy places the organism in Eukaryota, Metazoa, Porifera, Calcarea, Leucosolenida, Sycettidae. Gene Ontology annotation, biological process: tRNA N1-guanine methylation. Gene Ontology annotation, cellular component: nucleus. Gene Ontology annotation, molecular function: tRNA binding. The coding region runs from base 1 to 810 and encodes 269 amino acids. The record is from RefSeq and is a predicted model, not a curated record. The transcript has a single exon.
AUGUUUCCAUUGGCUUCAUCUGCCAGUGUGUGUCUCUCAAAGUUCCUGCCAUCGGCGAAGAGGCUGGCUGACCCUAUCGCCAGCAUUCCUCAUUCCCACACGACGCUGAGAUUUUUUUCGCCUAAUGUUGCGUCGAACAGCAAGGGGUCUCCGACGGGGACGAAUGCCGGUGCUGAUUGCUCUAGCACAUCAGAGCCAACCUCUAAUAUAGCAGUAUCAGCGUCAGGCGCAACCACCACACGACGCUUGCCCAAGUGCCUGACGGUAAUUGUGAACAGGGAAUUCGAUGGCCUCCAUAGUGAAUUGGAGUAUGUGCGCCUGAACCGGCAGUGCCGUUAUGCACGCGAGGCGUCCGCUAAAUUUAUGGGUCGCGGACUUCCCGUACGUUUGCAGUUGGCCAAUAUGUCGGAGGCGGCAUUGAAAGAAAUGCAGAACGGGUUUGUGAAGACUGCUUUCAGCCACGCUGCAAUCGCGUCAAUGCAUACCGCAGCUCCUUGGGAGAUGUACCCCCGCGAUAAGCUAGUUAUGCUGACGCCGGACUCGGACAAUUAUCUGCAGCAUGUCGAUCUUGACCGUGUGUACGUGCUGGGAGGCAUUGUGGAUUUGCAGUUGAAGGUAAACAUCACGUUGAAGCAGGCCAAGGAGCAAGGCAUUGCACACGCGCGAUUGCCCAUCCAGGAGUACCACACACCGACCGCUCACCUAGCCCUGCCGCUGAACCAUGUCGUGGAUAUCCUAGGCAGGCACGCGCUGGGUGCUGACUGGAAGACCACGAUCAGCGACAUUGUGGCCAACACGAAAGUGAAGUAG